UAUCAACCUUACGGGGCCGCGUAUCUAUACUCCAACGUUCCCCAAUCCGCAGCUCCUGGUCACUUAACUUGUUCGUCGGCAGGAUCGGAUUCAGCUGUGAUCACCUUUUCCACUGCAACUCCUUCUGUGCCGAAUCUCUUUCCUAACUCCCCUUUCAUUUAUCUCGACGUUCUUGUGUAGCUCCUAGCUAUCUCCGUACGAACCGAACCCACCUGAGAUAAGCUAGCUUAUCACUCUGCAUCGAAUGCGCAACGAGCCAUAAUGUUCGACAUAUUUCCCAAAUUCCUGUCCUCGAUAGCAUCGUUCCUGUUUCCCCUCUUCGCCUCCUACAAAGCGCUCAAAACUUCCGACCCGGCCCAACUAACACCAUGGCUUAUGUACUGGUCGGUCCUCUCGUGCGCCCUUCUCGUUGAGUCCUGGUUAGAGUUCAUUCUCGUCUGGAUCCCAUUUUACGCCUACGUCCGCUUGCUCUUCCUCCUCUACCUCGUCCUCCCGCAGACCCAAGGCGCCCGCCACCUCUACGAGACGUACUUGCACCCGUACCUGGCCGAAAAUGAAAACGCCAUCGAGGACUUUAUCGCCAGCGCGCACGAUAGGCUCAAGGCGGCGGGAAUGGCGUACCUGAAGCAGGCGAUCGAACUCCUGAAGACCAAGGUGCUGGGUAUGCCGCCAAGUCCGGUGAGGGAGGAAGAGACACGUGCGAGCGCGCAGCCGCAGAGCUACACUUCGGCACUGCUAGCUAGGUUUAGUGUGCCCGCUGCUAGGUGGGCGACUGGAGGUGCGGGGAACACCGGACAGGACUUCUUCAACUUGCUUGCCGGCGCCGUGACGGCUGCGACUGGCGCUGGAACUGGCGCCGGAACGUCAUCCUCACCUGUCGGGACGCGGGAUGUCGACAUGAGUAUGAGCGGCACCCUAGUUCCGGACAACAUCGGCAGUGCGCAGGACAAGAUGAGCUUCAUUGCGCAGCAGAAGGAAAAGCUAGCGUUCGUGCUCAGCACGCUCGACAAGGAGGCUAGGGAUAUUGAACGAACAGAGGAGGAGCGGAGGGCUAGACAGGACCUGCGACCUGGCAGUAUGAGUCUGGAUGGCGGACAGGGCGACGUGACGUCGCGACCCCCAAGUGGUCACAGCAUGUGGAGCGCUUUGAGUAAGAGUCGAAGCGAGGUCGACUUCGAGAAGAUCGAUGCUGAGAGCGGCGAAGAAGAAGUCGACGGCAACGGCAUGCGAAGACGGCCACAUCCGGAAGGAACUGGUGCUGGUAAAGGCGCAUGGAGCUUCCUCGGUUGGGGUACGGUUGGACCGGGCACGCCAACGGAGAGCGGGCGAGGCUCUGGGUUUGAGCAGUAGUAUUAUUGCAUGCUGGAGUUUGGAAUUCCGGAUGGGUCGGGGUUUCUGGUAUGGCGCGUUUGUUUUAUGACUGCUAGACCGGAAGGCCGCAAGGGAUCGGUUCGAACUGUCCGCCUAGAGCCCAAGACUCUGGAAUGGGGAGCUGCGUGCUU
Molecule: messenger RNA, 1502 nt
Organism: Pseudomassariella vexata
Lineage: Eukaryota; Fungi; Ascomycota; Sordariomycetes; Amphisphaeriales; Pseudomassariaceae
Product: pathogenicity protein
Exons: 2
Coding region: 262-1350 (362 amino acids)
Source: RefSeq, a predicted model, not a curated record